AAAGUCCUUUUACAAACUUAAGGAAAAAGGUCAGUUACACCCUGGGGUAAAGUGUAUUCCCCUCACUAUGGAAUAACUGAACAUGCAACAUCCUGUAUUAAGAUCUGAGAUGUCAGCUGUGGAGUUUCCUUUGGUUCAGUCUCUGCAUGUUUACUGCACUUUCAGUGUGAAGUUUGUCCUGUGGAUUGAUCAUCAAAUCGGGAUGUUUGUUCUCAUCUGGGCGACUUUGCUUUUCUCUGCGAGAGACAGCAUUGCAGACACAGGAGAAUCAGUGGAGAAAAGAACACGCUGUCAAAGUGGAUUCUGUAUCACUGUUAAUGAAGGAGAAACAACAGCAGAGGCUGGACUCUGUGUUGUGAUACCGUGUUCUUUCACCACAAGUUAUGGCUUCACACCCCAAAAUAUAGUUUGGUACAAAUGCGAACAAUCUAAACCAAGAUGUGUUGAUUCAGACAUGAUAUUCCACACUAACAAGAACAACAGAAACGUUCAGUCUGGGUUUAAAGGACGAGUGUCACUAUUGGAGCCGGACGUGAGUCAGAAGAACUGCAGCAUCAUCAUCAGUGACCUCACUGAGUCAGACUCUGGAUCAUAUCAGCUCAGAGUUACUGGUGUCACCUGGUAUGAGAGGGCAGAGGGAUUUACAUUCUCUCCAAGAGCAACUGUCUCUGUUAAAGAUCUGAUCCAGAAGCCCACAGUUAGGGUUCCUCCACUAACAGAGGGACAGCAGACCACACUGACCUGCACUGCUCCUGGUCUCUGCUCUGGAUCUGAUCCUGAAAUCACCUAGCUGUGGAGAGGACCAGGACAGAACGACUCUCACAUCACAGGAAACAUCACUGCUUUCAAGACUGAGACUGCUGUCACACAAAGACACAGCUCAACUUUGAUGUUUAACUCUUCAGCUGAACACCACGGCACCAAUGUCACCUGCAGGGUCAGGUUCACAAACAACAUCACUACAGAGGAGACAGUGACUCUGAAUGUGACCUAUGUAAAGGAAGUUAAAAUCACUGGGAAAACACGUGUGAAGGAGGGUGAGACUCUGAAUCUAACCUGCAGUGUUGAAAGUUUCCCUCUAUCUCAUAUCACGUGGACUGUACUUGGUUCCAACAUAAACCUGUGUAAUGGACCUGAGACUGGCCUGCAGAACGACACUGGAUCAGCCACACUUGUUAUCCAUAAUGUGACUGUAGAACAUUCUGGACAGUACAUCUGUACAGCAAAACACCUGGACACGACUGUGACUACAUAUGCUGACGUAACUGUGACUUUGUAUCCAAAGAUCCUGAACAGCUCUGGAUGCAGAAAUCAGUCAGAGGUUCUGACCUGUCAACAUGGACCAAGUGCAGUGCUUCCCUGGGCCGUCGCGGUCAUAUCUCUCAUUGUCAAUGUCAUCUGCAUAAUCUGCGUGAUGUUCCUUUGGAACACAAGAAAAAAGGUGAAACCAAACCAAGAGGACAAAACGUACAUGUCACUGCAGAAGACAGACCCAUCACCAGAGUAUGAUGUUAUUGGCCAACCUUCCACUGAGUGUAGGGAAGAUGGCAGGACCAUCAUCUGAAUCAUCAAAUCAGGGCUUUUCAAAGUCUGGGACUGUGGGCCAUCCCUGAGACAAAGCUUGGAAAAAGGAACCACCUCACCACCCCUUAGUUUACAUGCUUAGUUUUGCUUAAUUAUUGGAUGCGUAUGGGAUUACGAUUAUGUUUUAUGAUCCCAUAGACACUCAACAAUUGAGGCAAUACAGCCUAAUAUUGCUGUUUGACACAAUUUCAGACUUCACCAAAUUAAAAAAAGUGCCAUGGCAUUUAUUUCUGACUCCGAUAAAGUGGCAGAAACAGUAAAAUUCCCCAAAACUACUCUAUCUCUGUAACCAAAAAACCAAAACUUAGAUCACAAGGAAAGCAAGCAUUCAUUUAAAACCUGUUGAAAACUGAAUUUAUUUUUCAGUCCAAAACCCGCCGAUGUUGUUGCUUCGAGUCUCAGCGGGCACCAUCUUGAUUAUUGUGCAAUACCUGCGAGCUGCCUGCCUGCUCUCGACAUUUCUGCAGAGAGGGAACGUGCCACUUAAGAACACACAGUGUUUUUGGCCACUUUGUGGCCGACCCGUUGGAGAUACAUAGACAUGCAUGGGUGUGCUUUUGGUGACAGGAAUGUUGAUGAAUACUGACUGUUUUUAUCAAUAUUUCAAUGUUUUGUGAUUUGGAACUUGGUUGUAUGGACAGAAAGUAUUUUAACAGUAAAUAUUGCCAA
Molecule: messenger RNA, 2253 nt
Organism: Micropterus salmoides (largemouth bass)
Lineage: Eukaryota; Metazoa; Chordata; Actinopteri; Centrarchiformes; Centrarchidae
Product: sialic acid-binding Ig-like lectin 14
Exons: 7
Source: RefSeq, a predicted model, not a curated record